UUCAAUGUUUUUAUCAAUGACUGUUGUAUUAUUUGAUGAAUUAAAUGAACCAAAAGCAAUACAAAAUAAUACCACAGACGAAAAUUUUAACAGUAGGUGUACUCGUUUCAAAAAUAUCAAUAUAAUUAUGAAUCGUGAUGAACAAGAAACAUUAUAUCGAACAUCGCGUACAUUAAGUUUAGUACCAGGUACAGCACCAACAAAAUUACGUCAUUAUUCACAUGGGAAUAUACAUCAAAUACAUGGUAUUGUUCCAUCAAAUGUUAAUAAAUCAGCAUCAGUAAAUAUUUAUCCCGAUACUGAGGAUGAAGGGGAAGAUGAGGAUAAUAAUCAAACGGGACGAAUCAAUCCUGAAGAUUUAGUUUUAAGUGUAUUAAAAUCGCCAUUAAAUCAUAUUGGUGAUCGUAACGAAGAAAAAGAUACAAGCAUUAAUUACAGUGUUAACAUACAAGGGGGCUCAGAGGAUGAACUAUGUGCACGUGACGACGACAGUAUUACACCAACAAUAAUAAAAAAACACGGUAGUGGGGGUGACGAUGAACAUCAUGAUGAAUUUAUUAGUGAAAGAUUUCCAUUUUUACGACGAUUUCGUUCAUCACAACCAACAGCAUCAAAAUCAUCAUCAUCUUCAGCCGCACCUCUACCUAGACAACGUGCUCCACGUUUUGGUGAAGCACAUCAUAAACGUGUACCAACACCAAUGAAACGUAAACAACGUCGACAAAAUCAUCAUCGGAGGCAUCGUAGUAAAUCACCACCGACGGACGAUGAUAUACUAGAUGCUGAUAUUGAUGCGGCUGUUGAAGUUGCAGAACGUGGUGAGUGUAAUGUUGCGGGUGGAAAUGGUACAACUACUGGACCACCAGGUGUACCUGAUCCGUACUAUCCAAUAUAUUUACCAAUUGAUCAGGCGUUUAAAAAGAAGUAUGUGUUCCAUCAUAAAAAGGGGAAAACAUUUCAAGAACGUUUAUAUGUGUUUUUGGAACAUCCUGGUGGUUGGAUAUGCUUCAUUUAUCAUUUCACUGUGUAA
This is a messenger RNA of Chrysoperla carnea, 1030 nucleotides long. RefSeq lists its product as uncharacterized. The record is from RefSeq and is a predicted model, not a curated record. Bases 5 to 1030 code for a protein of 341 amino acids. The transcript has 2 exons. NCBI's taxonomy places the organism in Eukaryota, Metazoa, Arthropoda, Insecta, Neuroptera, Chrysopidae.